Larimichthys crocea (large yellow croaker) is the source of this 1130-nucleotide messenger RNA. RefSeq names its product glutathione peroxidase 4a (gene gpx4a). Gene Ontology annotation, molecular function: phospholipid-hydroperoxide glutathione peroxidase activity; glutathione peroxidase activity. The transcript is spliced from 7 exons. Gene Ontology annotation, biological process: response to oxidative stress. The record is from RefSeq and is a predicted model, not a curated record. Gene Ontology annotation, cellular component: nucleus; mitochondrion. Lineage: Eukaryota; Metazoa; Chordata; Actinopteri; Sciaenidae.
GUGGACUGUGGACCGCAGUGCACAACAUUUCUGAUGUGGAUGUUAGUCAGCAGCUGAGAGGGACCUAUCGGAGAAUCACAGCCUAUCAAUUCUGUUAAUGAUCACCCGUUCCCUUUACAUGAGGACACUGUGCUCCUCUCUCAGUAAGCGGGACUGUGGUCUGACAGUGAGGCUGCAGCUGAAGCCACUCAGGGAGUUUACACAUUUGAUCGCUUUCUGCCCUCAGAGGACCUUACUGAAGGGCAGCAAUGCGUCUCAUAGGGUCCACUGUCCUUUUAUCUGUGCUGCUGCAGGCUAUGUCUGCUCGGACAGAGGAAUGGCAGACGGCCACGUCUAUUUAUAACUUCUCAGCGACAGAUAUUGAUGGGAAUGUGGUUUCCCUCGAAAAAUACAGGGGUAGCGUGGUCAUCAUCACCAACGUUGCCUCUAAAUGAGGUAAAACCCCAGUAAACUACUCUCAGUUUGCGGACUUGCACGCCAGGUAUGCUGAGAGAGGUUUACGGAUCCUUGCCUUCCCUUCUAACCAGUUUGGGAACCAGGAGCCAGGCAAUGAAACUCAGAUCAAGCAGUUUGCCGAGUCCUAUCAUGUUCAGUUUGACAUGUUCAGUAAGAUUAACGUGAACGGGGACAACGCUCAUCCUCUGUGGAAGUGGCUGAAAGACCAGCCCAAUGGGAAAGGCUUCAUGGGAAAUAGCAUCAAGUGGAAUUUCACUAAGUUUUUGAUCAACAGAGAGGGUCAGGUGGUGAAGAGAUAUGGGCCACUGGAUGAUCCAAGUGUGGUGGAGAAGGAUCUUCCCCGAUACUUAUAAACACCUAAUGGAUAACUGAUGCCUCACUCAUACUUCGUUCAUUUUGUCUUUCCAUCGCCCUCCUUUCUCUGCCUCUCCGAGCACCAGUGGAUAUAGUUUUGGGUCCAGCCCAGACCAGUGACGGUCUGUUCAUAAACCCGCACGGCGGACAGAGCAGACCUGAUGAAAAUGGCGUGCAAACCUCCUGGGCAAACCAAGCUGGUACUCAUUUGGUUCUCUGGAGAGAAGCAGAAAGGAUCCUUGAAAGUAACUCUUUUAGUAGAUGUAAAUGUGUGGCAUUGUUCUCAAAAUAAAAAGCACUGAGAUUUUGUUCUAAUCAUA